Entamoeba invadens IP1 is the source of this 819-nucleotide messenger RNA. RefSeq lists its product as hypothetical. The record is from RefSeq and is a predicted model, not a curated record. Lineage: Eukaryota; Evosea; Mastigamoebida; Endamoebidae. Gene Ontology annotation, cellular component: nucleolus; small-subunit processome. Bases 1 to 819 code for a protein of 272 amino acids. The transcript is spliced from 2 exons. Gene Ontology annotation, molecular function: small ribosomal subunit rRNA binding.
AUGGGUCGUUUUAAGCUUUACAAGAAGUUCGUCGGGUUCUAUAAGGUAUAUUGUGGACUUAAAGAGCCGAUCCAUGUCUACACAGAUAGCACUUUUAUCAUCGAGGCAAACAACAGAUCCAUUUGGAUAUCAAACCAAUUUGAAAAGAUCUUUGAAGGGCACCCUAAAAUUUAUUUGACAUCUUGUGUGUUAGCGGAGCUUGUUGGGCAAAAGCUCCCACCCCACCAGGUCGUGCAAUGUACCCAUCAAAAAAUGGAUGCAAAAGAUUGUUUUAUGUCACACAUCAAAGCGUCUGGGUUUGAUGCUCCGAUGGGAAAAGCUAUUCCAUUUAAUAUAGUUAUAGCAAGUAUGGAUUCCACCAUGCUUACCUUUUACAGAAACACUCGGUUUCCAUUGUUCACAUUCGAAAAACAAAUUAUGAAAUUCUGUCCCCCAAGCUAUCAAGUACGAAAGAGGUUUAAAGAAAUUAUUAAACUUGCAUCAAAACUCACUGAAGAUGAAAAGAAAGCGGUGCAAGAAGGGGAGGAGGCUCUGCGCAGAAAAGAACGAGAAAAGAACAAAGAAGAGUUAGGAGCUGUCACACAUAUGAGAGGGUUGGUCAGCUUACGAAAAGCACUUGGACCAAACCCCUUAUCUAUCAAAAAGCGAGCUACAAAGCCAACGCGACGUGACGAUGGCACAAUAAAAAAGGUUCGAAGAGGUACCCGUGGUAAUACCAAACAGAGAAAAAUCCGUCGCGCUCUCAAUCGACUUGCAGAAUCCAAACAACCACAAAAAGAAGAAAAUGGUGAUUUAAAGUUAAGCGCAAAAAGCGAGUGA